This is a messenger RNA of Mycosarcoma maydis (corn smut), 1320 nucleotides long. RefSeq lists its product as uncharacterized. The record is from RefSeq and is a predicted model, not a curated record. The coding region runs from base 1 to 1320 and encodes 439 amino acids. The transcript is spliced from 2 exons. Lineage: Eukaryota; Fungi; Basidiomycota; Ustilaginomycetes; Ustilaginales.
AUGUUGACCCCCAUCAGCACCAACGUUUCUUCACCAGUUCGUGCCGCUCUAGAGAGCCCCUCCCACAAGGUCUGCCGUUCGGCCGAGAGCAAGAAGCUCGAUGUCGAGCUUGCUGCAAAGACAAAGUCGCUCAAGGACUCGGCCAAGGCCAGAAAAGAGUCCAAAGGUCCUAUCCUCAAGCGCAAGAUGGCUUGCGCUACCUGCCGACGACGAAAGGCAUCAGCCGAAGCUGCCGGUCACCCUUCGGCUGUACCCCCUGGUCCUUGCAGCUAUGACUGCGACUCGCAUGAUGAGCCUGUCUCCAACCGCUUCUUCGCCAACGGUUCUUUCCACUCGCUCACCUUCCACAGUCACCCACGCAUGCCCAUGACACCUGGUUUCGGCGUCCCGAGUCCGUACGAUGGCAUGGUCGGCGGGCCCAUGGUCGACAGCCUUAAUUUUUUGCCGCCUACCAGUCCUCACGGUGUUUGGGCGUAUGGCGACUUCCCUAUGACUCCCUCGCGAGUUGCUGGUCCAGGCUGCACUUUGUCAUCGUGCCAGACCACACCGCUGGUCACAACGCCUACGCGCCCCACCUUCCUCACCUCUACCCCCAUGCGCAGGAUCAUCAGCCCGAGCCUGGCCAUCAACUCAACCCCUGUUCAGGAGCACGACGUCUUCUACUCGCCUCCAGCUCAUGAGCAAUGGACGCCUUCGUCGGCCAUGAGCACCGAGUCGGUCUACUACAGCCCCAUGGUGGCAUCUCUUUCAGAAGGCCUCGCCUCGGCAUCUGGCCUCUCUUCGGCAUCUUCCACACCAUCGCUCGCUUCGACGCGCGCAAUCCGCUCCCCCUUCCCAAUGAGCCAGGACCUUGGCACACCGCUGAGCAUGCCACCUACCACUCCUAUCUCGGAUAGCUUUGACGUCAACUGCCUCGGCCCUCCCAUGGUCCCACGUGUCAUGCUAUCGCCUCACGAACAGCAGCUCAAGUGCACCAACUUCCUUCAGUCGCUCGAGCCAAUGCCAUACAGCCUCAUCGACUUCACCGGCGCUGGCGCCGUUCACUCUGAAGCCAUGUCCAUGAUGCCCUCACCAAUGAUUGCUGCUGACUCGAUCGAGAUCAUGGCUGGCAACGAUCUGGGUCUCAUCAACGGUGGUAUCUCGGAUGGCAAGCUCCAAGACCCCUUCAGCACGUUUGCAGGUCUGGAGAUGCCAGACGCUACCUUGCUCGCCAACGCCGCCGCUGCCGACAUGUCGAGUGUGAGUCUCACUUCGGCCAUGCCCGCCGACAUGUUUGUCAGCGCUGCUACGACACCGACCGCACCUGAAUGGGUCGUAUAG